UCAGUUGCGCAGGCGCAGACGCGGCGUCAAACAUCAGACCCUCUCAAUCGAGCCAGAGAGCUUUCGUGUCGAUGCCACCAGUGUCCCGUUUCUGCUAAACCGUCGGGACCAAGUUUGACGCCGCAAAAUGUUCUUGUCUGCAGCUGCGCGCUCUGUUGUGUCACAGGCGGCCAGGCAGGUCAGAAGUCUGCAUCGGUCUGCUGCACGCGCUGGAGCUGGCGGCAUCUUUGUGCACAGAGAUACUCCAGACAACAAUCCUGACACUCCGUUUGAGUUCACUGAACAUAACAAAAAGAGGAUAGAGGCGAUUCUGUCUAUGUACCCUGAAGGACACAAACAAGCAGCCACGAUCCCAGUCUUGGAUUUGGCCCAGAGGCAACAUGGAUGGCUUCCUAUCUCCGCAAUGAACAAGGUUGCCGAGGUUCUGGGUGUUGCACCAAUGAGAGUGUAUGAAGUAGCGACAUUCUAUACCAUGUUCCUGCGUCAGCCUGUGGGAAAAUACUUCAUUCAGAUCUGCACAACAACACCAUGCAUGCUCUGCAACUCGGACAGUAUUCUGGAAGCCAUCCAAAACAAACUGGGUAUCAAGGUUGGAGAGACGACUCCAGACAAGAUGUUCACUCUAAUAGAGGUGGAAUGCCUGGGUGCUUGUGUAAAUGCUCCAAUGGUCCAGAUCAAUGACAACUAUUAUGAGGACCUUACACCAAAGGAUAUUGAGAAUAUUAUUGAUGAACUUAAGGCAGGGAGAGUACCACCACCAGGACCCAGGAAUGGCCGUUUCUCCUGUGAGCCUGCAGGAGGACUGACUUCCCUGACAGCACCUCCGAAUGGACCAGGGUUUGGUGUACGAUCUGACCUGUAAACGUCUUUAAGAUAUUUUUUUUUUCUUUCUGCUUCAUCUGGAAGUGGUUCCUGCAGAUGUUAAAAUAAAAAUGACUGUAAAUAAAAUGUCCUAUACCUUG
Messenger RNA from Oryzias melastigma (Indian medaka), 962 nucleotides. It is a transcript of the gene ndufv2, whose product is annotated as NADH:ubiquinone oxidoreductase core subunit V2. Gene Ontology annotation, molecular function: NADH dehydrogenase activity. The coding region runs from base 128 to 862 and encodes 244 amino acids. Lineage: Eukaryota; Metazoa; Chordata; Actinopteri; Beloniformes; Adrianichthyidae. Gene Ontology annotation, biological process: mitochondrial electron transport, NADH to ubiquinone. The record is from RefSeq and is a predicted model, not a curated record. The transcript is spliced from 8 exons.